AUGGCUGGGUUUCCGCUGAAAGACUACGGAGAGGAGCUCAAUGGCGGUGAUCUCCUCGCGCAGACACUCAAACACCUCGGAGUGGAGGUAGCCUUUGGUCUACAUGGCGGGCAUCUUGAUGCAUUUCUCCAGGGUUGUGAAGCUUCUCAAAUCCGGUUGAUCGAUACCCGACACGAGACAGUUGCUGUCCAGGCAGCCGAAAGCUACGCCAAAUUCUCCAAAAAGAUUGGUGUUUGCUUCAUUACAGCCAACAGCGGCUUCUCCAAUGGUAUCCCUGGUCUGGCGACAGCUCUGGCCGAUCGGUCACCGAUUCUCUGCAUAACGUCCUCGCCUCCAACUCGCGAUCUGGAGAACAAUUCACUUCAAGGCAUAAUUGACCAGGUCGUUGUUUCUCGUCCGCUGACGAAGUUUGCCUACCGGAUGACGAACCCUGAGGAUACUCCGCGAAUCGUUAAGCAUGCUAUCGGAGUCGCAACUUCUGGAGCGCCCGGCCCUGUGCUUCUUGACUUCCCGAUUGAUGUAUUAUUCACGCCUGUACAUAAACCUCUGAUAUCGUGGGGGUCGGUUUCUUCACCCUUCCCAUAUGGACCUGGCCCACACACCGCUGCAAUUGACGGGACAGUUGAAUUAUUGAACGCUGCAAAAAGGCCUUUGAUCAUACUUGGAACAGGAGGCAAUUCCAAAGAGGUACAAAGCCAUUCCUACAAACUGUGGAUUUGUGCUGACCGUGCAAACGUGUACAAGGCAGGAGAGAGUCUCAUGAAGCUAUCGGAAACAUGCGGCAUUCCAAUUUUCGACACGAUGAAGUGCAAGAUAUCCUUCAUUCCCUCGCAGUUCUCUUUCAAUGCAGGGCCCAGCGGCAUCCUUGCCCUUCUACCGCGCCUUGGUAUCCAGCAGCCUGAUCUCAUCUUGCUCCUCGGUGCCAGAACCGGAAUGUUCCUUGGUGGUCGAUCGGGUGCGAUUAUACCCGAGAAAGACUGCAAGCUGGUCCAAGUAGACGUUGAUGGUGCGGAAAUUGGCAGGACACUUCCGGUCGACCUCGGAGCUAUUAGUGAUGUUACUCAGUUCGCUGCUGCAUUGAACCGUCAUUAUGAUAGCACCCCUUUCCAGGGCUCAGUGGACACCCAAUGGGUGAAUAAUAUCCUCAGUGUUAAAGGUCUGGCGUCGCCUUAUGAGCAAGAAGCAGAGGUCCAGCCAUCAGGACGUCUCCAUCCAUACCACGCACUGAAGCAUGUCUUAAGCUCAGUUCCAAAGGAAAGCAUCGUCAUCCUUGAUGGCGGCGAAGCGCCGCUUUGGGCAUCGAAUGUGAUAUCCCAUUGCUCGCCCAAUGCAAUAGUAAAGUCGUCCGGGAGCCUUGGGUUCUUAGGUAACGGGUUUGGAUACGCCCUCGGAGCAGCUGUGGCAUGUCCUGAUCGGACGGUCAUUAAUCUGCACGGAGACGGAUCCGCGGGAUUCCAUUUUAUGGAUCUGGAUACUUACAAACGACACAAUCUGAAUAUUAUGACGAUUGUAGUCAAUAACUACUGUUGGGGAAUGAGCUCGAAUGGACAGGAUUUGAUCUAUGGUACCAAGACUCCUACCCGUCCUGUGAGUCACCUGAGCCCUGUCACGGAUUACAGUCUUGUGGCGAAGGCACUGGGAAAUAGUAGUGUGAAGAUACAGACAAUCAGCGAUGUGGCUCCUGCGCUAGCAGGAUUGGUGAAUCAAAACGGCCCGACUUGCAUCGAGCUGGUCGUGAUGAUAAGCCUACUCAUCCUAUUACUGUCGCUAUGGUGGGCCAAACUGAUGAGCCUGGGAUGGUGGUCGUUCCAUAUUAUGAUAAUGUUCCCAGGGCAUACUAUAAAUCCUGAGGCUAUGUAG
Aspergillus nomiae NRRL 13137 is the source of this 1860-nucleotide messenger RNA. Its product is annotated as thiamine pyrophosphate-binding protein. The record is from RefSeq and is a predicted model, not a curated record. NCBI's taxonomy places the organism in Eukaryota, Fungi, Ascomycota, Eurotiomycetes, Eurotiales, Aspergillaceae. Gene Ontology annotation, molecular function: flavin adenine dinucleotide binding; thiamine pyrophosphate binding; magnesium ion binding. Bases 1 to 1860 code for a protein of 619 amino acids. Gene Ontology annotation, biological process: L-valine biosynthetic process. Gene Ontology annotation, cellular component: mitochondrion; acetolactate synthase complex. The transcript has 3 exons.